UCUUGCCUGAGAGAUUUCACUCAGGGUAAAAUAACCCUUUGUUAAAAUUGCGCUCGGAAUUGUGGGUAAGACAUGGCUGCGCCCUGAACCUAAGAAACUGCACCACCUUUACCCAAAUGUGACAAUUGAAUUGUUUAAGAUACAAAACAGUUGACAUUGUCGGUGUCGUGCAUAAACUGUGAAGAUGUCGGAAAAUAUCCUGAAGGAGGGCGUCGCUGGAAAGACGCUCACACGAGCAGUAAUUGCUGAAAUGCUGGCGAAGAAUUUCGAGAGACUUCCUGACAUUGAUCAGAAACUCUUCCUCUAUGGACCCAUGUAUCUGGGUGGCAACGCUGGUCUUGCAGGACUAGUAGCCAACAGCUUGUACCGCAGAACCCUGAACGUCACGCAGGCUGCGGUCACCUCCAGCCUGCCGAUGGCCGUGCUGCCCUUCCUCACAACAUUUGCCCUGUACAACGCAGCGGUGUCCAGCCCCCUCCUGUCCGGCGACCUCAACUGUCCCUCCUGUGCCCUGCUAAGAGGUGCACUUGUCGGUGUGGUCGGCGGUGGGGUGUACCCCAUCCUCCUGGCCUUACCUGUGAAUUUCGGCCUCGCCUCCAGGUACAGCACAGCACCGAUGCCAGAGAAGGGUAAUGUCCUCCGGCACUGUGUGGACCUCUCCAGACCGAUCAUGAGGAGAAUGAGGGCAGUCCUGGUGCUCCAGGCCUUUUUCGGGACCUACCUGAGCUCCAGGAACUUUGAAACGUACACAAAACUGGCCCAGAUCACAUUUGGCUCAGGUGGAGAGGAACUCGAAGACUCAAAUGUAUAAACAUCUAAAUGAAUUGGUUCUUUUGCGUUGUUGCAGGUUUGUUGCGUGAGUUGUAUGAUGUAAUAAUAAACCAUUUCAUAAGGAAUGGGUCUGUGAUUAAAACAUAAUUGUA
Molecule: messenger RNA, 923 nt
Organism: Thunnus maccoyii (southern bluefin tuna)
Lineage: Eukaryota; Metazoa; Chordata; Actinopteri; Scombriformes; Scombridae
Gene: tmem126a
Product: transmembrane protein 126A
Exons: 1
Coding region: 185-811 (208 amino acids)
Biological process (GO): mitochondrial respiratory chain complex I assembly
Cellular component (GO): mitochondrion
Source: RefSeq, a predicted model, not a curated record